This is a messenger RNA of Sabethes cyaneus, 2047 nucleotides long. Its product is annotated as polymerase delta-interacting protein 3. The coding region runs from base 200 to 1531 and encodes 443 amino acids. Gene Ontology annotation, cellular component: nucleus. Gene Ontology annotation, biological process: mRNA export from nucleus. The record is from RefSeq and is a predicted model, not a curated record. NCBI's taxonomy places the organism in Eukaryota, Metazoa, Arthropoda, Insecta, Diptera, Culicidae. Gene Ontology annotation, molecular function: mRNA binding. The transcript has 4 exons.
AGUCAUCAUCGUUGUAGCUGGUGUAGUGAAUUGGACGUUAAAAUAGGAAAUAUCAGUCAUUUCAGGAAGUUAUUUAUGUAAUAACUUUCUCAUCGUGAAGCCUACUCUGCGCGGAACCAUCGAAAUUCACUUUUGGUAACGCAAUUUUAGAGUAAAAAUUAUAAAUUUGCGUGCUUAUUUUGAUCCGAACCAAAACAAGAUGGAUGCGAUCAGUUUGAGCCUUGACGAAAUCAUCAAAAAGAAAUCCAUCGGCAAGCGUACGAAGAAUGGCAAAGCAAAAGAGUUGAAACGCACCGGUAAAAACGUUAAACAGGGAAAACCUCCGGCGUCGGCCGGAGCACGUCGUGCGGGUCCCGUCAGUAAAAAACCCGUCAGUCCAAAUAUUCGGAAGAAGAAACCGGAAGGUUUGAAAACUCGUACUCCGAUCGGAAGACCGAAAGUGGUUGUAGACGCCCGUAUGAAGAUUAUACAGAAAAAGCGGGCCCACAUUCGUGAUGCACGCGAUAAACUUAUCGAAAUCGCUCGCACUAGCGGAGACGCUAGGCUGCGAUUGUUGAAGCGCAAAGGAAAUCUUCCUCCCGGGGAUGGAUUGCCAAAGAAAAGCCUGUCCGGAGGAAAGUUUCGUGGGGAUUUGGAAGACGAUUUCGAAAUGGAAGUGGAUUUACGACGGCCGAUUGGUCCGUUAAAACGAACCGUUCGGAAUGAAAUGUUUACUGUUCCCAGUACGAUGCCACCAUUGCCAACGUUCAGUCGCCACGUUCGCAAUUCACCUCCACCACAGACAUCGUCCUCAUGGAACAGCGAUCCUUUCGAUUGUUAUGAAGUACACACGAGCCGUCCAACGGCACAGAAAUCUCACGCUCCGGUUCCUCUUCCUCAUUACGAUGAUCUUCCACCGAGACGUAAUAUUACCAGAGCUAGAUCUCCGCCACCGCGCCCGAUGUACGCUGAAGAUAGGCCGCAUCUUUCGUCCACUAUGCGGGCACGUCUGGAGCGCGCUCCUAACCAAAGCGAAUCGAUGGGCAUCUUUGCCAAGAUGCCCCCGGAUGAUCACUAUGUCAGCAGUAGCAGCAGCAGCAGCCGACAGCAGUACAGUCAUCAUCACCACCACCACCAGCAACAGCCCCAGUCUCCUUCACCAUCGCCACCCAUCUCCGGUUACAGGAUUGUCGUCAGUAAUUUGCAUUCCAGUGUGACCCAGAAUGACAUCAAGGAACUAUUUGAAGACAUCGGUGACCUGCUAGAAUCGCGCCUCGUUCGCCCGGGUGUGGCCGAAGUUAUCUAUCGCACACUGAAGGACGCGGAAGAAGCCGUUGACACUUACCACAACCGCCAGUUGGAUGGUCAACCAAUGAAAUGUUUGCUAGUAAAGCCACGCUCCUCGAACAAGCCAACAGCGCCAGCCAUCAGCUACUCGAGCUCGUCACGGUCGUUGAAACCUUCCUCGCUGUCCUCGUCGGCGGCCAAAAAAUCACAGGUUGAAAUCGACAUCGACGCUUUGCACACGGUCCUAUUCAGAAGAGAUCACUAGAAGCCACAACUCAGCUACACCACCAUUUGUAGGUCCCUCCCCGAACAGACAUUUUUCACGAACAUCAAUAAUUCGACCAGGUCGUCAAUCAGAGGGUGAUGAAAAUCAAACUAAUUCUCAUUAGCAUAUCUUUGGGAUCUUUGCAUCAGCCACAACCAGUUUCAGUCUUAUUCUCGAAAACAACGGGAGCUAUUUUCGAUUCCAGUAACACAAAAGAAACUAAUGAUUGCGCAGAUUUCGAACAAAUCGAAAUUACGACGGUCCGAUGUUUUCAAGCAUAGGGAAAUUCAUUUCAACCAUUAUUUGUUGCGUCCGGUUAUAAAUUGCUCUUUUAGUUUCGCUUCUCGACUGCGGCGGACAACAGUAUCAAACACUUAAUUUGGAUGAGUCGUCAACAGACCCUUCUAAUGUUGUUAGACUAUUCAAUUCAUAAGCAUAAGACAGCUAAGAUGAUAAGGCCAACAAUAUUCGAGGCAAAAUGAGCAGAUUACAUUAUAAUGAAGAAAUAAAAACCUA